AUGCAACCGGAUGCAAAACUUGUCGCCGAGGAAGAAAAGCCCUCUCAUCUCCUUGACCUCCUGCGUAGAAAACUCCUAGGCAAACAAAGAACUGCCCAAACUGGAAAUGAUGGUUCGUUCUUAUAUGGAAAUGUCAAAGCGCUUAUGGCAACAGGGAUCCGAUUUAGGCGUAGCAGGACAGGUGAAUUGAGAGAUGUUUCUUUCACCUCUCACGGUAUGAUUGGCUAUUUGAACCUCCCUCUAUUAGCCAUUGACCGCUCUAGUGUCCCACGGCUGUGGAAUUUGAUGGCCUAUGAAAUGUGUCCGAAUAUGACCACUGAUUCUGGCGUCACUUCUAACGUAUCCUUCCUUGAUUCACUCCUUGAUAAUUCUGAGGACGUCAAGGAGCUGGAGUCCACCCGAGUGCUCCAAAACUUUUUCGGCGGCAAUGAAGAAGUGGCUCAAUUCUUCAACUCCAUAUCUGUCAACUUGGCGGUACGAGACUUCAGUGCUUACUAUUAUGCUACGGCAGACAUUAGAGCGCAUGUUCGAAGACACAACAGCAACAGAACGUACAUUUGGAUGAUUCAACUCCUGGACACCUAUUUCACUAGCCCCUGGACUAUCAUAGCUCUGGUUGCUGCAAGUACUAUUCCUUACUGA
Vitis riparia (riverbank grape) is the source of this 642-nucleotide messenger RNA. RefSeq names its product UPF0481 protein At3g47200-like. NCBI's taxonomy places the organism in Eukaryota, Viridiplantae, Streptophyta, Magnoliopsida, Vitales, Vitaceae. The record is from RefSeq and is a predicted model, not a curated record. The coding region runs from base 1 to 642 and encodes 213 amino acids. The transcript has a single exon.